UAUAAUGGCAAAGCUGAAUUUUCAGUCUUCAGUGUCGCGUGAUCCUGAGCGCUGCAGGCGUGAGGAAGUGAUGUGGGUCUCCUCCCUCAGCGCGACACGCCCAGCUCAGGAAAGCGCCUUUUAACGUCCUGGGAUCGGUUCAGUUAUGUCCUCAUUAAGUGGAAAAUCUGAUAAGGAGAUCAGUCAGCUGCUGGAUGAAUAUGGCAUUAAACAUGGACCCAUAGUAGAAUCCACACGGAAGCUCUAUGAAAAGAAACUGAAUGAAGGCAUGGUCAAAAAAGAUAAGCCUUCCUCUCCUAACAAGACGUACUACCGGGAAGAACAGGAGGAAGUUGAAUAUGUGACCUAUCAUCAGCCUCCACAAUUGACCAGACACGAAGGAUUUGGCGAUGUCACAAGGAGGUCGAAGGUCACCGAUGCAGAUUUUGCCGACAACAUACGCAGGUCAAAGCUGACUGAUUACAGAGAUGACGACAUAGGCUAUACCAACGAGCCCAUGAUCAGCCCAGCUCGCUCGUCCUAUCAGAGCUCUUCUCGGGCAGGCCCUUCAGUCUCCACAUCCAUGCAGCGUGGUCCGUCCAGUCCAGAGAACAGCCGAUCUGGAGGGGUGCUGGGCUGGCUUCAUGUCUUGGCGUUUCUUAUCAUUGCUGCGUUUCUUUAUUACGUGUACACAUGUAUGGAGCCUGCAGAGGAGACCCCCUUUAAAAGUGUUAAGUAGAGGAAUGGAGAGGUUUUAAAUAUGUUCAUCAGCCCCAACCUAAACUGAUUCUGUACAAACACAACCAUAAAUAUAGCCUAAGAGUUUAAGAAAUAAUAUUCUGUAUGAAUACAGAUAGUGAAGUUUAGUACCAGUUGUCUUACAAUCAUGAACUUGUGGAUAAUGCGUAAAGUUUUAUUCAAAUACUUGCUUUGUGCAUUUUUAUAAUCUAACAGGUACAAAUGUGGAAAAGAAUAGAAAAGAUAAUUGGGGCAUUUAAGUCUUUAAAGCUUAUUUUCUUAUGAAUUGUAUGUACGAUCCUUUUGCUGUGUAUUUAGGGCUUGUGUUCAUGGGACAUUCAGUGGAGCACUGUUUGCUAAACCAUUUCAGUUCGCUCUUAAUAAAUUCCAGGUGCUGAAUUUAAAA
This is a messenger RNA of Carassius carassius (crucian carp), 1123 nucleotides long. Its product is annotated as emerin-like. Lineage: Eukaryota; Metazoa; Chordata; Actinopteri; Cypriniformes; Cyprinidae. The record is from RefSeq and is a predicted model, not a curated record. The coding region runs from base 146 to 718 and encodes 190 amino acids. The transcript has 8 exons.